CUCGCCCUCCCUCCCUCGCCUCCCGGACUCGGCCGCCCAGCCCGACAGGUAUGGCACUGACUGUGGACGUGGUGGGGCCGGCGCCCUGGGGCUUCCGCAUCACCGGGGGCAGGGAUUUCCACAUGCCCAUCACGGUGACCAAGGUAACAGAGAGGGGCAAGGCCGAGGCCGCUGACCUCCGGCCCGGCGACAUUAUCCUGGCCAUCAACGGGGAGAGUGCACAGGGCAUGCUCCACGCAGAGGCCCAGAGCAAGAUACGCCAGAGCCCCUCGCCCCUGCGGCUGCAGCUGGACCGGUCCCGCGCUGCCUCUCCCGGGCAGGCCAACGGGGGGAGCUCCAUGGAGGUGCUGGCGACCCGAUUCCAGGGCUCAGUGAGGACGCACACUGACAGCCUGUCCUCCCUCCGGUCCUCCUGCUCCAGCCCUGCCUCCCCCGGCCCCCGGUCCUGCAGCCCCUUCUCCAGCCAGCCCUGCGCCAGCCCGCCUGCCCUUGCUGGAGAGGCAGCCAUCAGCCAAAGUUUCCAGAGCCUGGCAUACACCCCGGGACUCACCGCUGCUGACCGCCUGUCCUACGGAGGCCACCCCGGGAGCCGACAGGCUGGCCUCGGCUCCGGCCUCGCUGGCGACUCGGCAGUGCGGGUGCUGCCGCCUUCCCCGGGCGCCCGGUCCGCCAGCCCCAGACGCAGCGUGGACUCGGAGAGGGGAGGUCACCACCUGGAAGAGGACUCCGAGGUCUUCAAGAUGCUGCAGGAAAACCGUGAGGCGCGGGCGGUGCCCCGGCAGUCCAGCUCCUUCCGGCUCCUGCAGGAGGCCCUGGAGGCCGAGGAGAGAGGUGGCACGCCUGCCUUCGUGCCCAGCUCGCUGAGCCCCCAGACCUCCCUGCCCACCUCCAGGGCCCUGGCCACCCCGCCCAAGCUCCACACGUGCGAGAAGUGCAGCGCCAGCAUUACGAGCCAGGCCGUGCGCAUCCAGGAGGGGCGGUUCCGCCACCCGGGCUGCUACACCUGUGCGGACUGCGGGCUGAACCUGAAGAUGCGGGGGCACUUCUGGGUGGGGGACGAGCUGUACUGUGAGAAGCACGCCCGCCAGCGCUACUCAGCACCCCAAACUCUCAGCUCCCAGGCCUGAGCGCCGCCGUGCUCUCAGCCUGCUCUUGACUCUGUGG
Messenger RNA from Pteronotus mesoamericanus, 1164 nucleotides. It is a transcript of the gene PDLIM2, whose product is annotated as PDZ and LIM domain 2. The transcript has 10 exons. Gene Ontology annotation, cellular component: filamentous actin; adherens junction; Z disc. The coding region runs from base 51 to 1127 and encodes 358 amino acids. Gene Ontology annotation, biological process: muscle structure development; actin cytoskeleton organization; heart development. Lineage: Eukaryota; Metazoa; Chordata; Mammalia; Chiroptera; Mormoopidae. Gene Ontology annotation, molecular function: muscle alpha-actinin binding; actin binding. The record is from RefSeq and is a predicted model, not a curated record.